Molecule: messenger RNA, 789 nt
Organism: Acanthosepion pharaonis
Lineage: Eukaryota; Metazoa; Mollusca; Cephalopoda; Sepiida; Sepiidae
Source: the annotation of a GenBank genome assembly
AUGGCAGCCAAAUUUGCAAUAAACCCGACAGGAGAAAAAGAAAGGAACCAUGCAGCACUGAAUUACCAUAUCAUUGUAACUGUCUCCCAUUUGAACUAUUACUUUCUUUUUUUUUUCUUUCGAUCGUUCGUUCUUUCUUUCCUCAUCUUUUCAUUGCCUUCUCCCCUUCUCUCUGUUACUUUCUGCCUCUUCUUUUCCAUUCCUGUACUUAAUUAUAUUUCCUUUUCUUUCUUUCUUUCUUUCUUUCUUUCUAAUAGCUUCCGUCUCUCCAAUUCUUUCUUUAACUCACCCUUGAUUCUCUUCAUUCUUCCCCUCUCUUCUAAUGUUAUUCUUUUCGCCUUCUCUCAUACAAUAUUUGUGGCCGCAGCCAAAUACUAUCCCUAUUCCUAUCUAUCUAUCUAUCUAUCUAUCUAUCUAUCUAUCUAUCUAUCUUACGCCUCAUUACACCUUUCUCUUAUUUCUCCCCUACCUUCUCUAUUUUUAUUGCUAAGCAAAUUGAUUGGCAAUGGGUUAAUUCACAAAACGCACAAAUAUACUUAUAUCUAUCUAUCUAUCUAUCUAUCUAUCUAUCUAUCUAUCUAUCUAUCUAUCUAUCUCUCUCUCUCUCUCUCUCUCUCUCUCUAUAUAUAUAUAUAUAUAUAUAUAUAUAUAACACUUAGCACAGACAUAUCCCCUUUACAGGAACCAAUAAAACUUCAAUCAUCAUAUCAUCUAUCUAUCUAUCUAUCUAUCUAUCUAUCUAUCUAUCUAUCUAUCUAUCUAUCUAAAUCAAUCAUUUGUUUUUUAUAA